Emys orbicularis (European pond turtle) is the source of this 3759-nucleotide messenger RNA. RefSeq names its product tudor domain containing 12 (gene TDRD12). The transcript is spliced from 30 exons. Gene Ontology annotation, biological process: germ-line stem cell division. The record is from RefSeq and is a predicted model, not a curated record. Lineage: Eukaryota; Metazoa; Chordata; Testudines; Emydidae. Gene Ontology annotation, molecular function: ATP binding; nucleic acid binding. Bases 1 to 3759 code for a protein of 1252 amino acids.
AUGAAAAUGAUUGAAGUCUUGAUAUUGAAGAUUGAAGACCCAGGGUGCUUUUGGGUCAUUGUAAAAGGAUGCAGGACUUUUGUAGACAGUGAAAUGGAAUAUAAAAAACUGCAUGCUGAAAUGAAUCAGUUCUAUAACAGAGAUGUGGAGGAAGUAAAGCCAUUAACAUUAGAAGAAGGGCAGGUUUGUGUGGUUUUUUGUCAGGAACUGAAAUGCUGGUGUAGAGCAGUUGUUAAGUCAAUCCUGUUCUGUGCUGAUCAUUACCUGGCAGAGUGUUUCCUUGUGGAUUACGCCAAGUAUACUCCUGUUAAAACAAAAGACCUUCGGGUUGCAGUGGAAGCAUUUAUGCAACUCCCAUAUAGAGCGAAAAAGUUUAGACUGUACUGCACAAAGCCAGUCACGUUGCGUAUAGAUUUCUGUGAAGACGCUUCAGAAAUAGUACCUGCAAAGAGAUGGGACAGUGCUGCUAUUCAGUACUUUCAGAACCUUCUAAAAGGAACCACCCAGAUUGAGGCAAAGUUAUGUGCUAUAGAAGAUGACAAUUUUGAUGUUUAUCUUUACGUAACAAUAAAAGAUGAAAAGAUCUGUGUUAAUGAUGAUCUCGUUGCAAAGAACUUUGCUUGUUAUGUGAUGACUAAAGAAAACAAAGUUAAUUCUGCCAAAAGUCAAAAGCCAUGGUCCUCAUUAAGUCUGAAGUCUUCUCCAGAGAAAGUGAUCAGUCCUGCACUUGCUCUUUGGCCAAUGUUAAUGCAGGGGAAGGUACACAAUAAUCUUGAAACAAGUGAUGAUGCUUCUAAUUCUUUUCUUGAAAAGACAUGCAGAAAAAUUGCUGCACCUGCUCUUAAUGGAAAAACUGAGUCUACUGUCAGAGCAACUGUGGGUUUCUCUUUGAAGGAAAAUAUAAAUAUUUCUGCACAGCCUACUGUGCGGGUAAACAGGCUCCUGCAGUUUUUGAAUCCUGAUUCUUUGAAAACUGAUGAUAUUCAUUAUGAACAGCAGGAGUUUCAAAAGAUUAAUACAGCACAAUCUCCCAUUGUUCUCAGCAACAAAAUAGAGCCAAGAUCAGUUCUUGAAACAACACCACUUUUGGUAGAUCUGAAAAAGGAGCUUCUCCGAAAUAAAUUUCUAGGUCCUAAUCUCACGGAAUCUUACUGUUGGCCACCAAUAGCUCGUGGAUGUGACUCAGUUGUCAUUUCUCAUCAUGGAAAUGAUCCUCUUUUGUAUAUUCCACCAGUUCUUACAUUUUUACAAUCAGGAAGCUGCUACAAGUCACUGCCAACUAGGAAUGGACCAAUAGCAUUAAUCAUAUGUCCUGGGUGGAGGAAAGCACAACUUGUUUUUGAAUUAUUGGAAAAAUAUGGCAGAUGCUCCAGACCACUUCAUCCAAUGUUGAUAUUAUUAGGACUGAAUAAAGAAGAAGCCAAAAAUGUGAAACUUCAACGAGGAUGUGAAGUGAUUGUAACUACACCACACAGCCUUUUGAGACUGCUUGAACACCAUAGCUUAUUCUUUCUUAGACUUUGUCAUCUUGUUUUUGAUGAGGUUGAUAACUUGUUCUCUGAAGCUAGCAAACAAAUACUUACUAUAUUAGAGUAUUACAAGAAAACAAUUACUGUUGAAGAGCGGGAAUCGGCACCACAUCAAAUUGUUGCUGUUGGAAGUCAUUGGAGUAAACAUCUAGAACAUUUAACAAAAGAGUUCAUGAAUGAUCCUUACAUUGUGAUAACAGCUAUGGAAGAAGCUUCCAUAUAUGGAAAUGUGCAACAGGUGGUGCAACUUUGCUUGAACUGUGAGAGAACCUCUGUAUUACUCCAGAUACUGGAUUUUACUCCCAGUAAAGCUCAAAAGACCCUGAUUUUCACUAAUUCUGUGGAUGAAACAGAAAUGGUCUAUAAGGCAGUGGAGAGUAGUUCCAUAUUCUGCUUGAAAGUACACAAAGAAAUUGAAUUUCAUUUCAAAUAUGCUGUAGAGCAAUGGAAAAAAAUUUUUAGUUCUGGCACCCAUGUUGUGUUAGUUUUAACUGAUGACUGCAUGCCGUCCUUGGGAAUUACUGAUGCAACUUGUGUGGUUCAUUUUAGUUUUCCUGCUUCUCCAAGAGUCUUUGGUGUGCGCUUACACAGCAUGUCUGAUAACUUCCAGAAUGUACUAGAAAAGGGUUCCUCUGUAGAUCAAGUAUAUACAAAGGCAAAAUCAAUCUUAUUGCUGACAGAAAGAAAUGGAUGCCAUGCAGUUGGUGUACUACGUUAUUUAGAACACACAGAUGCUAAAAUUCCACCGGAACUGUGUGACUUUACAGCGGGGGUGCUUGAGGCUAAAGAAGAUAUAAAACUUGCAAGGCCUCUUUGUCAGUACCUUAAAAGAUCUGGUGUUUGCAAGGAUAUGAGAAUAUGUCCAGAUCGUCAUAGAGUUCACUUACAAAUAGACUUAUCCCAAGAGAUGUCAGAUAACACUAUACCAAUGGCUGGAUGUGUCACAAUAGUACCCCUCCACAUUGUGGAUGCAACAAACUACUUCGGUCGCAUAAUAGAUAAACAAAAGGAUCAAUAUGCAAUUCUUGUUGGAGAGAUGAUUGAGUAUUUUAAGAAAGCCAGGAAUAAAGUGUCCGUUGAAAUGGUGGAGAAACUAGCACUGUAUGGAUUAUGUGAAGAAGGUCUUUUUCACAGGGUUCAAGUGUUGGAGAUACCCCCAAAAGAAGAAAAUGGUUUCUUCUGCAAUGUUAUUAUCAGGUAUAUAGAUGAAGGCAGAACUGGUCAAGUUCAGGUUCAUCAGCUGUUUCACUUACCUACAAGAUUUCAAAUUUUGCCCCCGCAGGCUGUGGAAUUUAUUGUUUGUAGGGUGAAACCUAUUGAUAAUGAAAUCGAAUGGAACCCUAAGGUUACUAGAUAUAUUCAUCACAAAAUUAGAGGAAAACUUCAUGAAGCAAAAAUAGUGCUUGCCUUGGGAAAUACAAUUUGGGUUGAUCCAAUGGUCCGGGUCACCAAGCUUUCAGAGUUGAAGACUUCUAUCAAUGAAUACAAUAUUCGAUCUGAGAUUUUGUCUAUGGGAAUGGGAAUUGACAAUCCAGAACAUAUAAAACAACUUCAAAAGUUGUGUAAACAUGCAAAAACGUUAGCUCUUGAAGAGAAAACCUUGCAAACUUCAAGUGUGCCGGAGCAGGAUGCGGACAGCCCGCAGAGUGUGCCGGAGCAGGAUGUUGCCAGUCCACAUAGCUUAUUAAUGGGAGAAAAUUUUACAGACAUUUGCAAUAGCUCUCAAAUGACUUUGGAAAAUCAUCAGUGUGAUACUAUAUCUGAACUUAAGAAAGCAGAAGGAUCUACACAGCAUCAUCGUAAAUGUUUCUAUCCAGAAAUAAAAUGGUUUCAAAAGGAAGAUAUUGUUACCAUGAAGAUAAAAUUAAGAAAUAUACGUGACCAUAAAUGUGAAUUUUUUGGAGACAAGGUUAUUUUCAGUGCUUUUUCAGGAGACAAAUUUUAUGUGGCUGACAUGGAGUUGCAUGCAAACAUACUUAAAGGAAAGUCUGUUUGUGAGAUUAAGAAUGAAGAACCUGUGAUUAUCCUUGCAAAAGACAAGAAGGAAUUUUGGUGCCGUCUACUAAAGCAUAAGAAUCCUAAUGUGUCUUUUGAUUUUGAACACUGGGAAGAUUUUGAAGAUAAAAGCCCCUUUCCUGUUGGUGCACAAAAAGCAUAUCAUUCUUCUGCACUGAUAACAGAAGAAAUGGAAGAAUCCUCAGAAGAUAGUGGAACAGAGAGUGAUGACUAG